Molecule: messenger RNA, 5892 nt
Organism: Psammomys obesus (fat sand rat)
Lineage: Eukaryota; Metazoa; Chordata; Mammalia; Rodentia; Muridae
Gene: Rasa3
Product: RAS p21 protein activator 3
Exons: 24
Coding region: 114-2621 (835 amino acids)
Biological process (GO): negative regulation of Ras protein signal transduction; intracellular signal transduction; regulation of GTPase activity
Molecular function (GO): GTPase activator activity
Source: RefSeq, a predicted model, not a curated record
GCUCCGGGGGCAUCCGCCGCUCGGCUCCGUCUGCGGCCCUCGUCCGCCUGUCCUGCGCCCUUCCUGCGGCCGCGCUGCCGAGCCCUCGCGCGUCGGCGAGGUCGACCAGCAGCAUGGCGGUGGAGGAAGAGGGGCUGCGGGUCUUCCAGAGCGUGAGGAUCAAGAUCGGUGAAGCCAAGAACCUUCCUUCCUACCCGGGGCCAAACAAAAUGCGGGACUGCUACUGCACGGUGAACCUGGACCAGGAGGAGGUUUUCCGGACCAAGAUUGUCGAGAAGUCGCUCUGCCCCUUUUAUGGAGAGGACUUUUACUGUGAAAUCCCUCGGAGUUUUCGUCACCUGUCCUUUUACAUUUUUGAUAGAGAUGUUUUCCGAAGGGAUUCCAUCAUAGGCAAGGUGGCCAUCCAGAAGGAGGACUUGCAGAGGUACCACAACAGGGACACAUGGUUCCAGCUCCAGCACGUGGAUGCGGACUCGGAGGUGCAGGGCAAGGUCCACCUGGAGCUGAGACUGAGUGAGGUCAUUACAGACACCGGCGUUGUCUGCCACAAACUUGCCGCACGCAUCUUCGAGUGCCAGGGCCUCCCCAUUGUGAAUGGGCAGUGUGACCCUUACGCCACAGUGACGUUGGCUGGACCCUUCAGGUCUGAAGCAAAGAAAACAAAGGUGAAGAAGAAAACCAACAAUCCCCAAUUUGAUGAGGUGUUUUACUUUGAGGUCACCAGACCCUGCAGCUACAGCAAGAAGUCCCACUUUGACUUUGAGGAGGAAGACGUAGACAAACUCGAAAUUCGAGUUGACCUCUGGAACGCCAGCAACCUGAAGUUUGGGGACGAGUUUCUUGGGGAGCUGAGGAUCCCUCUCAGGGUGCUUCGACACUCUAGCUCAUACGAAGCUUGGUACUUCCUCCAGCCCCGUGACAAUGGUGGUAAGAGCCUGAAGCCAGACGACCUGGGGUCACUGAGGCUGAACGUAGUUUAUACAGAAGACCAUGUCUUCUCCUCUGAGUACUACAGCCCACUGCGUGACCUGCUAUUGAAGUCUGCAGACGUGGAGCCUGUCUCCGCCUCAGCAGCUCACAUCCUGGGUGAGGUAUGCAGAGAUAAGCAAGAGGCAGCCAUUCCCCUGGUACGGCUCCUGCUGCACUAUGGCAGGGUAGUGCCGUUCAUCAGUGCCAUCGCCAGUGCAGAGGUGAAGAGGACCCAGGACCCCAACACCAUCUUCCGAGGAAACUCACUGACAUCUAAGUGCAUAGAUGAGACGAUGAAGCUGGCAGGCAUGCACUACCUCCAUGUGACCCUGAAGCCCACCAUUGAGGAGAUCUGCCAGAGCCACAAGUCCUGUGAAAUCGACCCCGUGAAGCUGAAAGAUGGUGAAAACCUUGAGAACAACAUGGAGAGCCUGAGGCAGUAUGUGGAUCGCAUCUUCACGGUCAUCACUAAGUCUGGCGUGAGCUGUCCCACCGUCAUGUGUGACAUCUUCUUUUCCCUGCGGGAGGCGGCUGCCAAGCGAUUCCAAGAUGACCUGGAUGUGAGGUACACUGCCGUGAGCAGCUUCAUCUUCCUGCGGUUCUUUGCUCCUGCCAUCCUGUCCCCGAACCUUUUCCAGCUGACACCCCACCACACGGAUCCACAGACUUCCAGAACCCUGACACUUAUCUCAAAAACGAUCCAGACUCUUGGCAGCUUGUCCAAGUCCAAGUCUGCCAGUUUUAAGGAGUCGUACAUGGCGACGUUCUAUGAAUUCUUCAAUGAGCAGAAGUACGCAGAUGCUGUGAAAAAUUUCCUGGACUUGAUCUCAUCCUCGGGGAGAAGGGACCCUAAGAGCAUAGAGCAGCCCAUCCUGCUUAAAGAAGGCUUCAUGAUUAAGCGGGCCCAAGGAAGGAAACGAUUUGGAAUGAAGAAUUUUAAAAAGAGGUGGUUUCGCCUGACGAACCACGAGUUCACCUACCAGAAAAGCAAAGGUGACCAGCCACUCUGCAACAUCCCGAUCGAGAACAUCUUGGCCGUGGAGAGGCUAGAGGAGGAGUCCUUCCGAAUGAAAAAUAUGUUCCAGGUCAUCCAGCCGGAGCGUGCACUGUAUAUCCAGGCCAACAACUGUGUGGAGGCCAAGGACUGGAUUGACAUCCUCACCAAAGUGAGUCAGUGCAACCAGAAGCGCCUCACCGUGUACCACCCGUCUGCCUACCUGAAUGGCCACUGGCUCUGCUGCAGGGCCUCCUCAGACUCAGCGGCUGGCUGUACUCCCUGCACUGGUGGGCUCCCAGCAAACAUCCAGCUGGACAUUGAUGGGGACCGUGAGACAGAGCGCAUCUACUCUCUCUUUAACCUGUACAUGGGCAAGCUGGAAAAGAUGCAGGAGGCCUGUGGCAGCAAGUCUGUGUACGACGGCCCUGAGCAGGAGGAAUACUCGACUUUCAUCAUCGACGACCCCCAGGAGACCUACAAGACGCUGAAGCAGGUCAUCGCUGGGGUGGGGACCCUUGAACAGGAGCACGCACAGUACAGGAGGGACAAGUUCAAGAAGACGAGAUACGGGAGCCAGGAGCACCCCAUCGGAGACAAGAGCUGCUUCCAGAACUACAUCAGGCAGCAGUCUGAGAUCUCCACCCAUUCCAUUUAAGGCCGAGCACCUCCCAGAACAGUGCCGCUGAGCCACCCCGGGAAACCAGCCACCUUCAAAAGCAGAUAAAGGAACACAGAAGAUAUACACGGAGGGGAACCACGUUUGCCUGCUCACGUGGGUCCUGCCACACUGGUGGGGCCGCUGCGAGCCAAGCAAGCUCUUCCCUGGCAGGAACUGUUGCCUGGGCUAUGCGCUCCCCUUGGCUGCCAGCACAGGUGGUCUGAGCCAUUCUGGAAUGUAUGAUCAUUUGUCUUUUUACUACUUUGGUUUUACGGGGAUCCAGGGAUCUGUUAAAUAUUAGGGAAGUGUGGACUUUGUUGAAACCUGUUUCCACGUAGCGCAACCCCUCUUCAGAGAGGCCCAGCUAGUCCACUUUCGGCAAUGUGCGCCUUCUGCAGUGGGCCCUGUCUCUUGUUCUUUGCCUGCUGAUCUCUGUGGCUCUACUCAUGUAGCAGUCUGGUCCUAGCCCUAGACAUUCUACUUAAUCCUGUCAUUCUACUUAGUCCCUGUCUGGGAUGUUAGAAGCAGUAUUUUCCUGGCAGCCAGCAGGCAGGCAGCCUUUCUCCUCAGCUUUGUUGGUUUGCUCCUGGCGAAAGGGUUGUUUUGUGGCUGGAAUAGACAGGAUGGUGCUGGAAGCCUUUGACUUUGGGGACAUGGGGUCCCUUUUUCAGCGUCCCUGGAGAGGGAGGGCUAUGAGCCCAGCCUUCUCUGGGUGACCGUCACCCUCAGUUUGAACACAGGUCUGGAUUCCAGGUGAGGUUUUAAACUAGAGUCCACAUGAAAGUUUGGGAAAGAUUUUUAAAAUGUGCAUUUUUCAAGCUGUUUUUCUUAAUGUUCUUAAAGGGUUGUUUUUAAAAAGCAUUUUGAUAUAAGACAGUUUGGAACAUUAACACCUAUAUGCAUUAAAGGGGAUGGCACAGGGAAAUCCAAAGGGAACAGUAUUUGAUUCCUCACGAAGCCAAAGGGUCCUCAGGGCUGGAGCCCUGGGCUGGAGGCUGCACCGUCAGCAGUAAAGGCCAAACAUGGUCAUUUCCAACGCCCAUGUUCCUGAGCCCAGCAGGCUGCGCGUGGCAGUGUUGGGAGCCAUUUUGAUCGGGCUGGGAGAGUGCUGAAACAGACAAGACAGACUGCCUCGGCUGUGCCCCACAGUGCUGCUGGAGCCCCAUCCCAAACCGAAUCUCCACGAGAGGCGCUCUGUGGGCAGAUGCUGCUUCAGGACAGAACCGUCCAUCCCGGUACCAGCUUCUCCUCGUUCUUGUUGGGAAGUUUACUCUGCGUCUAGAAAAAACAUGAUAGUAGUAUUGGUUGUCACAGAAGUGGAGGAUAAAAAACAAACAAACAAAAAUUUGGACACAGCAGUGAGGCUGCACUGAACUUAUUUUUAACAUGGGUUUGUAACUUAAUGUCUCUGUUUAUAAGAUACUAACGAUUUGCAAUGUAUUUUACUGGUCAAUUAAAACAGAUGUUUUAUUCUUUCUGAGGAGUGGUUUGGCUUUCCACAAGGGGCUCACAUGAAGAGGCUCCCUACAGAGAGGGGUGGCAGAUAAAGGCUGAUAGCAUCGUUGUCAGACCAGAUAGGUGGUGUCUCUGAUGACAUGUGGCAUUUCUGAUAGCAUGUGAAGUCUCUAACACAUGUAUGUCCGUGAAUGACGUUGUAUGACAACCUGGCUUUAUGGUGCCCUCAAAAGCGGUACGGCAUUAGGCACCCCUAGGAGGUCCCAUGUACUGGGAGACAGCUAGGGGAGGAGGGAAGCCAAAUCUUUCCCAUGUCUCCAAGGUUGCAGUGGGCAGCCGUCAGAGCAAAAGUCUGUAGAGAGAACAAGCAGGGGCCUUUGGGAGAGCCGGAGAGUGAUGGGACAGGGUGUGGCCCUUCCCUUGAAGGAGGGACACCACCAUCGCAGCACCUAAUCCCCGUAUCCCUCUCUCCUCCAUUUGGUUUUCACUCAUUUCUCUUCCCUUUUACUUCCAUUUUGAGUCUGGACCAUUAGAAGAAAAGUCUGGAGAACACUUAGUUGACAGUUCUCUGGGAACUUUCUGGGGCCAAGAACUCAGGGCAAAAGGCUUCUCAGGACGGGGAGGCUGGCGUGGGUCUCUGGUCAGCCUUCUCUGGCCACAGAAGAAUGUGGAGUGGAGCAAGGAUGGGCUGGCCCUGCUCCUUGGCCCCUUGUCUGCCAGUGAGCUCUUAGGAGUGGAUCUCAGAGUGUCUGUCCUCUCUCCCCAACUCCACACAAUGUCUGUCCUCCCCCCCUCCCUCCACACAAUGCCCUCACCACUCUUCUCAUCCAGAUAGAAAACAACAACAACAUUAUUUUGCUACUUCAGGCUUCAUUCCUUAUGAACCUUUUUUUUUUUUAGUUUGCUUCUUAUUCCAUGACCAACAGCAGCUUGGGGAUUUGGUCACUGGGAAGGCAAGGUAGAAACUCAGGUGGGGGCGGGGGCAGGGACAGAGAGCUGCUGAGCUGUGCACUGCCUGGAAGAAUGUGAUCUGCCAAGCCCUUUGGAGCCCAGAAAAUCGUAUGUGAGUCCUAGAUUUCAGGCCCUAAGCUAUUUAAUUUUGCUUUUGCUUUGUUUUAAUUGUAACUAGGCUGGUUCUUCCAUCUUGGAAUUAAAAAAAAAAAAAAUACGUAAGUUAUUUACUUUACAAGAGCCUCCAGUUGAGAGACUUCGGAUUUUUAAAGAGAUGUUGGACUUUUAAAGAGAACUUGAACUUUUAAAUUAUUGGAAUUGUUAAAAGACUGUGGGGCUUUGAAAAGCUAAGCUGUGUUUUCUACUGUGAUAUUAACACGACAUCUUGGGGACAAACAACAAAGGGAAAUUUAUGGUUUAAUGCCGAUGUAUUUGUGUCAAGCUGACAAAACCUAACCAGCACAGGUCCCAUGCCAGGAAAAUAAAUUUAUAUAAAUUUCUUCCUGCUGAAUAUACCUUGGGUCAGUUUAAUUCUCCGGCCCAACCAAAAGCCCUGGAGAGUAAGAACGCCCCUCCCCCAGCUGUAGUUGGCUGUGCACUGGAGCAGUGAACCAGGGAUCCUCUGUGAGGCUGGGUAGGUGGAGUUGUGCCCUAACACCAAAACCCUCAGGCAUGACGGUGUCUGAGAAGGGUGUCUUGGGAAGUUGUGAAAGUGAAAUAAGGUCCCUAGUGUGAAUCAAAGUUCCUAGAAAGAAUGACACAGGCACUUCUGACAGCCUCCUGCAAGGCUGAUUAACUGAUGACUUCCGUGAGGGUAGAGAAGUUGGGAUGUUGCAGGUCCCAAGCCUAAUUACAAUUUCUC